Mesocestoides corti is the source of this 3201-nucleotide messenger RNA. The record is from the annotation of a GenBank genome assembly. Lineage: Eukaryota; Metazoa; Platyhelminthes; Cestoda; Cyclophyllidea; Mesocestoididae.
AUGUUUCAGACACCCUGCGCGUUGAAGGGGGCCUGUCGUAGAUCCACCAACUCCUUCGCUCUUCGAGACAUCAUAAGCCCCUGUCUUAACUCUCUUCCCUCUAUUUACCUGGGAUUAGAGCUUUUUUAUUUACUUGUGUACUUGCCGUUCACCUGCACCCAAAUUCAACUUUCUUUGCCUGCAACGGCAGUCACUGGGCCAAAGGGACUAGCAUUAGAAGCCGCUUGCUGUCUCCCGCCCGACCUGUGGCGCCUGAGUAAGUUGAAGUCGCUUACCUUCUUCGACACACCGGCCUACGCCCAUUUGGUGAAGGAGAUCCAGGGUGGCGAGGACCCCUCCCAAGCCCAGCAACACCGCCACCCUCACCCGCCCAAAACCGAAUCCGCCACCGUCGUUCCGAUGCUCAACACGAAGGCCGUUCUUGACUACCUCAAGUCCCUGCCACGCAGCUCGAAGCCGUACAACAAAGUCCGUCUGAUUGUAAUCGGAGCUCCCGAUGUUGGAAAGUCCACAUUCGUCGACGCCCUCCUUCGAUGCGAAGGUCAAAAGGCAAAGACCGCUUCCACCAGCGCUUCUUCUCAAGCCUCGGUAGUCAGCUUGAACGACCUCGUCGUUUCCAGAAAAGCUCCCUGCACUUCGUCAAAAGGUUGGACUGAGACGGUCAAUUUCACAAUUUGGGACUUCAACGUCUCCAACAUGGAAACCACCGCAACUGCUGCUGCUUCCAAGGAAGUGGACGAGGUGACCAUUGCGUCGGCGUUACAGCAAUUCCACAUGUCCAGAACCGCUGUCUACGUGGUCGUGUGGAGGGCGACUGACGGUCCAAGUGGGCUAGAGGUGGUUACCAAGCUCCUCGUAGAUAUUCAGUGCCGAGCUCCGAACGCGCCUGUCUUCAUCGUCGGCACUCACGCAGACAAGCUGGCCGCGGGCGAGACUCUGGAGGCGGCGGCGGCGGAGACAGGUGGGUGUCAGUGGACGAUGAACGAGAUCUCUGACCUCGUGGGGAGGUGUUUCUUCCGUUUCUCUGACCCCGUUGCCAUGGGCAUCCCCCAAUUCCUCCGGGCGCACUUCAUUCUGGACUGUCGCGAUGAGCAGGCUGUUCUCCCUGUACUCACGGCUAUCCACAAGGCUGCCAACUUCCUGAAGCCUCUCUUCCGCAAUCCCCUGAGCACCAGGAAGCCCGAUUCGCAUCAGCGCCUUCUGAGCUACCCUGUGCCGCUCUUGUACCACGACUUGGAACACGUGACGCGGGACUUGGCCAGUGACCUCCACCAGUCCGGCAUUCCGCCCAUCAUCAGUCUGGACGACUUCAUAGCCGAGGCAAACGCCCGACUUCAACAACUCAACUCCGCCGCCCAGACGAGUUCCCGUGGGGGGUUCGACUCCCCGACGGACGCCCGAGCGGCGGUCGCCUUCCUCCACGAGGCCGGUCACGUGCUCUACUUCUCCGGCGCGACCCUCCACCGCGCCAUCGUCGUCGACCCGCCCUGGCUCUUCGGGCUGCUGGUGCGUCUGCUCGGCGGACACACCUCCGCGGCCACGGCCGAAGCCAAGCGGAAAUCGCCCUUCCGCAAGGUCAAGCCGGAUGCGGAGGUCGGCGCGGCGACACCUCUGCCGCCGCCGCCGCCACCCACACCUACCCCUCCCUACGCUAGAGCAGGAGUCCUCAACUUGUCAAGAUUGAAAGACCUGCUGACGGCCAAUGAGGUGCCGCAGGAGGGACCGGUGCUCGAGCAGUUGAUGGGCAAAUUCCACCACUUGGAGGUCUCAUUUGCCCUCACGUAUUUGGUCGGUCUGUUGGCGAAGUUUGAGCUCGCCGUGCCGCUGGACUCACAGCACCUCCUCAUCCCUGCUCUUCUUCCCUCAACGAAGAACACGCCUCUGUCGGAUCCGAGUGGCCUCCAGUCCACCUCGCGACAGAUUCGUCUCACGCCGAAAUGGACUGCAGAUUCUGAGCGAAGCCUGCUGGAGGACUCUGACCCGUUGGAUUGCUCGGUGUACACGCUGCCUCGGAAGAAGAAGGAUGGCAACAAGAUCCCUGGACAGGCACCGCCUCUGCAUCACUCCGACUCCCUGGAAACCCCACCGCCCACCAAUCACCGCCGCAAUUUCUCUCAGAACAUCCUCUCCAAGCUCACCUCGUGGCAGUCGUCGCUGGUGCCGCGGUCAUUGCGUGGCGGGAAGUCGAAGGGGACGGCACUACAGUCGCUUCGCUCCCCGCCCACCCCCCUGGCCGCCGAGUCCUUUCCGCGCCACCUGUCUCCUCUCUCCACCGACCUCUGGCGUCUGGUGCCGCCCCACCCCCCUCCCUACACCGCCACCAGCUUCCUCCGUGGGGACCCCGUGCGUCAGGCCACCCGCAUCCACAGGGGCUACUCUGUGACGCCGCCGUGGGAAUUGCAACCGGACUGCCGCAACGAAGUCCUCCGCGUCUACGCUCUUACCUACAUCCCCGCCGGCUUUUGGACGCGUCUCAUCACCCGCCUUCUCACCGACAGCCAUCUGAACUCGGUUUGUGGAAACCUCUACAACCUGUCGAGUAUCCAACCCGAGCUUGCAGCCAGCCUGCUGACAAUGGAACCGUCCAGUGCCCAGUCGGCGGGGUACACCGAAAGCAGUGACGGUGGAUGUGAACUCUUUCCCGGCUGGUCUCUGUCUCGCACAGGACUUCAGAUGACAUUGGCUGGAGGCAGUAUCCCCGUCUUUACCCUGGAGCAAGUCGGCGAAUCGGCCUCAUCUGUGAUCGCGGUAAGAAAUUCAUCUUCCGAUUUCAUCAGUGCUGCCCCCUUUUUUCCUCUCUUUGCUCUGCUAGCGUCUCGUCGGGGUCGUAAUCAUCACCCCUCCUCAUUCGUCGUCGUUGGCGUCAUGAGUAGCUGCGAGAUCGGGGCAUCGUCGAAGCACUCAAUCGCUGAGUUGGGCGCCGAGGCGAACGAGUUGACGAGGGUUAAGGAGCCUUGCGAAGGUGCUCUGACGCUUUGCGAUCGCGACUUCAAGGCGUGGGACCUUCGUCUACUGCGACUCUCGACUGGCGCCGCUGAGGCAUUUCGUGAGUGCUCGCGAGGGCAGGACUCAAGGCGGGUCGCAAACUCCUCCGGUCUCCUUGAAGAGCCCUUCGGUAAGCACUGUCGCCUCGUUUUCCAACCGCUCACAUUCCCGUGGUGCUGUUGUCUAAUCAAAAUUGCCCAUUACCAAGUUGUAUGA